UGUGUUCAUCUCCUUCGAUUCCUCAACACAUUCUUUAAAUAAUUUUGCUGUAUUACCUGUAAUUUGUAAAUCAUUAAUAGCUUUUCCCUUCUGGGUCUUGUCCAUGGAUGAAACAGUUUGCUUUUCUUUCUAGUUUUCAGUUGUUGUCGUAUUUACUAACAUCCAUUAUUACUCCCAAAAAGCUUUGACUUCUUUUUCCAGCCAUUGUCACUUUCAGUAUCUUGCAUUCCCAUUAAAUAUUUGCUCUACAUUCAGGUAUCGGGGACCGAUUUUAAGAUUUCUCGUAUUCGUAUAAGAAAUCAGGGAUCUGGGAUUUCGUUUAAAUUUUCUUUUCUUCAACAGCGAUUUGAUGUGAUGUGAUGUGAAUUGAACUCAUCAACAAAAAAUGGCUACCUUGGUCCCUGGAGUGUUAUUGAAGUUGCUUCAGCAUAUGAACACGGAUGUGAAGGUUGCUGGAGAACACAGAUCAUCUUUGUUGCAAGUUGUGAGCAUUGUUCCUGCUUUAACUGGUGGUGAGCUCUUUCAAAAUCAAGGGUUUUAUCUCAAGGUAUCAGAUUCAUCUCAUGCCACAUAUGUAUCUUUACCUGAUGAAGAUAUUGAUCUGAUUCUAAGUGAUAAGAUCCAAUUGGGUCAGUAUAUACAUGUUGAGAGGCUUGAAUCAGCCACUCCAGUCCCAAUCUUGCAUGGGGUUCGUCCUGUUCCUGGCCGACAUCCAUGUGUUGGAACCCCUGAAGAUAUAGUUGCAACCCAUAAUUUAGGGUUCCUCAAUAACAAUGGCAGUUCCACAAAUUCAUCAUCUGGUUCUAAAUUACCCUCCAAAAAGGAUACUAGUUCCACACUAAGAUCAAAUAGUAGACUUAAAGAAGAGCUAGUGGAUAGUAAGAAACCUGCAGGAACCUUGGGAAGAUCUAAAUCUCAAUUGGCAAAAUUGGUAUUGAAUACAACAGAAUCAAGGCAAUCUUUGUUAAAAGUCAAACCAUCCAAUUCGAGGUCAAUUCCUUCGUCUCCCACGAGUUGUUACUCGCUGCCUACUUCUUUUGAGAAGUUUUCCAGUGGGAUUAAGCAUCAGUCAAAGAUCAAAGGAUUGGAUAAGGAAAUUGGUAAACUGAAUUUGGGGGAAAAAGCAACUCCAGUUCGUGGCGCAAGUCCGAGUGCGAAGAAGUCUGGGAUCGGAAGCUCAAUAAAGAAUUUUGUUCAGGGUAUCGAGUUGGGGCCCAAGGCUCUAAGGAAGAGCUGGGAAGGUAAUAUGGAUAUCAAGACUCCAAGAUUGAAAGUCACCAAGAAUGAUUCAAAGCCUGAUGCCCGGAGUACAUCUGUUCCAAGAAAAUCUACAAGUGAAAGGAUGCCAUCUAGAGAUGAGGAUAAUAGAGUACAAUCGAAUGUGAAGUCAUCUAAAGAGGAAAGCAAGGUUCGGACACCUGCAAAGAGAGCUACGGCAGUUGGAGAUUUAGUUGAUCACGAGCAUUCAAAUAAGCAAAAACAAUCAUCCGGCAGGAAGUCAUCGGCAGAGGCAUUGACAAAUGGUCUACCAGGAAACUUUGUCAAGGUCUCUCUUAGUAACAGGCGAUUGACAGAUGGAGGCGCUUCUUGGUCUUCACUCCCGUCUUCUCUUGCAAAGCUUGGAAAGGAAGUCCUGAAGCAUAGAGAUGCUGCCCAAAUUGCUGCCAUAGAGGCGAUGCAAGAGGCAUCAGCUGCAGAAAGCUUACUUCAAUGUAUAAGCACGUAUUCUGAGCUGCGCUCUUCCGCAAAAGAAGAUAACCCGCAGCCUGCUGUGGAGCAAUUCUUGGCAUUGCAUGCUAGUUUGAAUAACGCUCAUCGGAUUUCUGAAUCUUUAUCCAAAACGACAACUCUAUCAUCAGAUCAUGAAGACAACCCAUCAGAAGAACAAUUGAAAGUUUCUUCAGAAAGGCAUAAACAAGCAACUUCUUGGGUCCAUGCUGCCAUGGCUACCAACUUAUCAUCCUUCUCGGUCUAUAGCAAACAAGCCAAGUUAACCUCUUUGAUUUCACCAUCUUCAACAACGGAUCCAUCCCCCAAGACUCUUCGGCCUGUCCUAGUACUUGAGGGGUCCACCACCAAUUCUGCAUCACCCAAAACCCAAGUCAAACCCCGGCAGUCUAAGAUAGUCAACUCAUCAACUCCACGAAGACAAACGGCUGGAUUGGUUGUUCAGCAAAAGCCAAGAAUCCAACCUCCACCAGAAUGGGAAAGAGGUGGUGGUUUUGAUGAGGCAGUCGACUUGGCGCAAAAGCUGAAAAUGGAGUCUCAGGAUUGGUUCUUGGGGUUCGUUGAAAGAUUCUUGGAUGCUGACGUGGACACCUCUAACACUCUAUCAGACAACGGUCAGAUUGCAGGCAUGCUGAGUCAGCUAAAGAGCGUAAACGACUGGUUAGAUGCAAUCGGAUGUGGCAAGGAUGAAGAAGAAACUUCUUGUCAUAUAUCCCCAGAAACUAUUGAAAGGAUAAGGAAGAAGAUUUACGAUUAUCUGCUUACACAUGUAGAAUCUGCUGCAGCUGCACUUGGUAAACCCUAAACCAUGAUUUGAAGAUGACUCAUAUAUAUAUAUUUUUUUGUAUAUAAAAUUACUCAGCACAGCAGGUAGGUUGGGUUGGGUCGGGGGUGGGUAUAGAAGAUGCAGUGUUGACAAAAUUUGAUUAUGAAGAAAGUUAUUGAAUUGGGAGUAUUUUUUAUGUUUGAUUUGUUGUUUUUGUUUUGGAAAAUUGUUAAUUGAACACUACAGAAAUUUGCGCAGAAAUGAUGCUUAAACUUGCAGGG
This is a messenger RNA of Cynara cardunculus var. scolymus (artichoke), 2775 nucleotides long. RefSeq lists its product as uncharacterized. NCBI's taxonomy places the organism in Eukaryota, Viridiplantae, Streptophyta, Magnoliopsida, Asterales, Asteraceae. The transcript has 4 exons. The coding region runs from base 386 to 2533 and encodes 715 amino acids. The record is from RefSeq and is a predicted model, not a curated record.